Messenger RNA from Varanus komodoensis (Komodo dragon), 1071 nucleotides. RefSeq names its product atonal bHLH transcription factor 1 (gene ATOH1). Gene Ontology annotation, molecular function: protein dimerization activity. Lineage: Eukaryota; Metazoa; Chordata; Lepidosauria; Squamata; Varanidae. The coding region runs from base 1 to 1071 and encodes 356 amino acids. The record is from RefSeq and is a predicted model, not a curated record. The transcript has a single exon.
AUGAGCCACCUGCGCGCCGCCCCUGCGCCCGGCGAGUGGGGCGAAGGCGGCCGCGGCUUGGGCUCGCAGCAGCCGCAGCAGCACUUGGAGGAGAGCCUCCUGCUGGGGCAGGACGCGGCGGCGGCGGCGGGUCGGAGCAGCGCCUUCUCCUCCGCCUGGCUGAGCAUCUGCUGCCCCGGCCGCGUCCCCUCGUCGCCCAGGUACCUGCUGUCGGGAGCAGCUGAGCGGGAGGAGGACGAGGAAGACGAGGAGGAGGAGGACGACGACGACGACGAGCUUCUGGAGGCAGCGGCCCCGGAGCCGCUGGGCGCCGGCGCGGGGGCCCGGGGCCUGAGCGGCGCGCCGGGCAAGCGGCCGUGCGCGCUGCAGCACCCGCCGCGGCAGCACCCGCUCUCCGCCGACGGCGCCCCGUGCGAGGCGCAGGCGCAGCCGCGGGCCCGCGCGCCCUGCCCCGGCGGCGCGGGCGGCGCGGCUCUCCUCCGCCACGGCGCGCAGGCCAGCGGCGUGCAGAAGCAGAGGCGCCUGGCGGCCAACGCCCGCGAGCGGCGGCGGAUGCACGGGCUGAACCACGCCUUCGACCAGCUGCGCAACGUGAUCCCCUCCUUCAACAACGACAAGAAGCUCUCCAAGUACGAGACGCUGCAGAUGGCGCAGAUCUACAUCAGCGCCCUGGCCGAGCUCCUGCACAGCCCCGCGCCGCCGCCCGCCGACAGCGCCCCCAGCGGCAAGGGCGCCCUGCCGCCCGUCGGGCACGCUUACGAGCGCUCCCCGUGCGCCGCGGCGGGAGGGGCGGCCGUGCCGCAGCCGUCGCCCAGGUGCCAGGCGUCGGGGCACUGCCGGACGCGUUUCCCGGCGGAGCCGUCCGGUGGCGGCGCCGCAGGAGCCUUCUCGGUGCAGCUGGACCCGCUGCAUUUCCCCUCGUUCGCGCAAAAGGCCCCUUCGCCGACCCAACUCCUGCAGCCGUCGGGGCAGCAGCAGCAAGAGCGGAGGAAACCUUCCCCGCCCGCCCACCGCAGCGACGGGGAGUUCUCGCCCCGCUCCCACUACAGUGACUCUGACGAGGCCAGCUAG